AUGUGGCUGCAGCAGCGCCUGAAGGGUUUGCCGGGGCUGCUGUCGAGCAGCUGGGCCCGCCGCCUGCUCGGCCUGCUCGGCCUCCUGCUGCUGCUCCUGUGGUUCGCGGGCUCCGGGGCGCGGCGGGCGGCCGGGGGCCUGCGCCUGCCGUCCUGGGCCCGCGGCGAGCCGGGCGCCGCCGAACCCUCCGGCUGCCUGGAGGCGGCCACUCGCGCCUGGCGCGGCCUGCGGGAGCGAGGCGAGGCCGUGCGGCUGGGCCCCGGCGUGCCGGCCUUGGUGGCCAACGGCUUCCUGGCUCUGGACGUGGCCGCCAACCGGUUGUGGGUGACACCCGGGGAACGGGAACCCGCCGUGGCGCCGGACUUCGUGCCCUUCGUGCAGCUGCGUCCGCUGAGCGUGCUGGCCGAGGCCGGGGAGACGGCGCUGCUGCUGCGCGAGGGGCUGCUGCGUCGGGUGCGUUGUCUGCAGCUGGGGACCCCGGGCCCGGGUCCUGUCGCCGCUGGCCCUGGACCCGCCUCGGCUUCGGGCCUCGCUUCGGGCUCUGGCCGUGACUGCGUGCUGCUUCAGGAGGACUUCCUCGCGCACCGGGGCCGACCUCACGUCUACGCGCAGCGCAUCCAGCUCAACAACCCCACGGAGCGCGUGGCCGCGCUGCAGACUGUGGGCCCCACCGCGGGCCCCGUCCCCAAGUCCUUCGCCAGUACUCUGGAGAAAGUCGGAGACCAUCAGUUCCUCCUCUACUCGGGGCGUUCCACCCCGCUUCCCACGGGCAUGGUGCACCUGGUCGUGGUGGCCGCCAAGAAGCUAGUGAACCGACUCCAAGUGGCUCCCAAGACACAGCUGGAUGAGACCGUGCUGUGGGUGGUACAUGUCUCCGGCCCCCUUAGCCCCCAGGGGCUUAAAAGCAAAGCAACCAAGGAGCUCAAGACGCUGCAGGACUUGGCCCGGAAGGAGAUGCUAGAACUCUUGGAGAUGCCUGCGGCUGAGUUGCUUCAGGACCACCAGCACCUAUGGGCUCAGCUGUUCAGCCCAGGUGUGGAGAUGAAGAAGAUCACCGACAGCCACACGCCAUCAGCUCUGACCGUGAACCUUACGCUGUACUACAUGCUCUCCUGCUCGCCGGCCCCACUGCUCAGCCCCUCCCUGAGCCACAAGGAGCGGGAGCACAUGGAGGCCACGCUCAACUACGAGGACCACUGCUUCAGCGGCCACGCCACCAUGCACGCCGAGAACCUGUGGCCAGGCCAGCUCUCCUCUGUGCAGCAGAUCCUGCAGCUGUCCGACCUGUGGAAGCUGACUCUCCAGAAGCGUGGCUGCAAGGGGCUGGUGAAAGUGGGUGCCCCCGGCAUCCUGCAGGGCAUGGUGCUCAGCUUCGGAGGCCUUCAGUUCACAGAGAACCACCUGCAGUUCCAGGCCGACCCUGACGUGCUGCACAACAGCUACGCACUGCACGGCAUCCGCUACAAGAACGACCACAUCGACUUAGCGGUGCUGGCGGACGAUGCGGGCAAGCCCUACCUGCACGUGUCCGUGGAGUCCCGCGGCCAGUCUGUCAAGGUCUAUGCGUGCAAGGCGGGCUGCUUGGAGGACCCCGUGGAGCUGACCUCAGCACCAGGGGGCCACACCUUCUCAGUCAUGGUGACACAGCCCAUCACACCACUGUUGUACAUCUCCACUGACCUCACACAUCUGCAGGAUCUGCGGCACACGCUGCACCUCAAGGCCAUCCUGGCCCAUGAUGAGCACAUGGCCCAGCAGGACCCCGGGCUGCCGUUCCUCUUCUGGUUCAGCGUGGCCUCCCUCAUCACUCUUUUCCACCUCUUCCUCUUCAAGCUCAUCUACAACGAGUACUGUGGGCCUGGAGCCAAACCUUUCUUCAGGAGCAAGGAAGAUCCCAGUGUUUGAGUGAACUGCGAGUCCUGCUUUCGGCCUCCGUCGGCACACGAUGCCAGCACUGAGCAUCCUGCUACUGCAGUGAACAAGGGAUCCUUUGGAAGCACCAACCCUUUGUGCCUUGUGGGGGACAGUGACGCAGAAGCACUUGAGGGUACAAGAAUUUGCACUGGAAGGGCUGUCAGUGGGGAGGGAGGGCCAGUGGACUUCUGUAAGCUUUCCAGUCAAUAAAAUGAACCUGUAGGGAAAAUACUUGAAAUUGAACUCACUCCUUCCACUUCCCCUAUUUUUUCUAUCCCAGGAAAUAGACUCUCUUUUAAAAAGACUAGUUUAGGAAGAAUUGUGUUCUUUUCCUAAUUUAAUGUAUUCUUUCUUGAUGGAUUUCUAAUUUAUUUUUGUUGAUAUUUUGCUGGGUGGCUUUUUGUCCACCUUAGAUUGUAAAUGUUGGUGGUGAUGGCUGAUCCCUGCCACCUUGGUGGCACCUGGAGGCUCUCUGCCCUCCCCUGGUUUGCACGUCUCUUUCUUACCUUGAGCCUGUGGGACCUGUGAUUUUGUACUUCUGGCCUUGGGGAAGGUAUUCAACUUUCUAGUGAUGGAUGAUUGUUGGGUUUUGAAAUACCAAAGCUUUUUUGUUCUUUUUUAAAUAAAUAUCUUUCAAGCUUC
Molecule: messenger RNA, 2556 nt
Organism: Jaculus jaculus (lesser Egyptian jerboa)
Lineage: Eukaryota; Metazoa; Chordata; Mammalia; Rodentia; Dipodidae
Product: KIAA2013 ortholog
Exons: 3
Coding region: 1-1905 (634 amino acids)
Source: RefSeq, a predicted model, not a curated record